This is a messenger RNA of Aspergillus novofumigatus IBT 16806, 2074 nucleotides long. Its product is annotated as MFS transporter. The transcript is spliced from 3 exons. Gene Ontology annotation, molecular function: transmembrane transporter activity. NCBI's taxonomy places the organism in Eukaryota, Fungi, Ascomycota, Eurotiomycetes, Eurotiales, Aspergillaceae. The record is from RefSeq and is a predicted model, not a curated record. The coding region runs from base 298 to 2022 and encodes 574 amino acids. Gene Ontology annotation, biological process: transmembrane transport.
AUUUGUACCUAGUAUACAUAUCUAAUUCUGGUCGGCAAUGCAAUUCCUCUAAAGAACCGAAUCCGGGGCGGAUCUCUCCCUCAUAGCGGGUCUAUCCAGAUCCUUCCUGGCGAUUGGUGCACUAGAAGAAAAAACUAUACGGACUGACCCCACCUUGGAGCGGCCCUUGACGUAGUGGGCGGACUAUUGAGCAUAGGGGUUUCUACCUCUCUAACCCGAUAUAUAUAAGCUGCUCCUGGCGAAAAUUUAUCUCUCAUGAUACCGACUUGCUGAUUCCAUCAGGAGACAGUCUGCACCAUGAAUGCAGCAGACCAUGCAAUCGAGCGCGCCGAGGAGGAUGCGGUUCCGGUCUCCUCGCGCGAGAGCCUCGAUUCCUCCUACAGUUCCAGCAGCGAUGGAUCCCAGCCCCGGCUGCGAACAAUGUACUCGCGACGCACCGAGACCGACCUCGAGCGGUAUCAGACCUCGUCGCAGGUCAUAGAUCGGAUCGAAACGCAGCGGCUGCAGCAUGCGCUCACCGUCGGAGAGAGCAUCAAGACGCAGAGCCGAGCGUCUGCCCGCGGGCCUCUCCCCGCGUUUGGCGCCGGCAAGCCGCUCUGCACGGGUGCCAUCCUCGCCUUCACGAGUAUCUGUUCCACGUUCGAUUCGGCCGUCUUCUCCAGCUCCACCGGCAACGUCGCGCGUGUGUUCGGCGUCGGCGUCGAGGUCGCCACGCUCUCGAGUUCGCUGUAUAUCCUAGGCUACGCCUGCGGGCCGCUCAUCUGGGCGCCUUUCUCCGAACUGCAGGGUCGCCGCCUCCCCAUCCUCAUUGGGAUGUUCGGCUUCGGGAUCUUCAACAUCGCCGUGGCCGUCGCAAAGGACCUCCAGACGUUACUUAUUUCUCGCUUCUUCUCCGGCGUCUUCGGCAGCUGCCCGCUCGCCGUCGUGGCGGCCAUCUUCUCCGAUAUCUUCGACAACCGCUCCCGCGGCAUCGCCAUCGCCAUGUUCUCCAGCAUGGUCUUCCUGGGCCCCCUCCUCGCCCCCUUCAUCGGCGGCUUCAUCAACAUGUCGUAUCUGGGCUGGCGCUGGACCGCCUACAUCCCCGCCAUCAUGGGCUUCGCCGCCCUCAUCCUCAACUUCUUCUUCCUCAAGGAGUCCUACCCGCCGGUCAUCCUCAUCUACAAAGCCGCCGAGCUGCGCCGCCGCACAAAGAACUGGGGCAUCCACGCCAAGCAGGAGGAAAUCGAAAUCGACCUGCAGGAGUUACUCGUCAACAACUUCUCCCGCCCGCUGCGCCUGCUCGUGCACGAACCGCUCAUCCUCGCCGUCACGCUCUACCUCAGCUUCAUCUAUGGGCUGCUGUACUGCUUUCUCACGGCGUAUGGCCUCGUCUACCAGGGCGUGUACCACAUGAACGCGGGCGUCGGCGGGCUACCGCUCUUCGGGAUGGUCGUCGGCCUGUUCAUCGGGGGAGGCUACAUCUGUGUCUUCGCGAGCAGAUCGUACAAUAAGAAGCUGCAGGAGAAUGCCGGCGUGCCGGUGCCCGAAUGGCGUCUCCCGCCGGUGAUUGCUGGCGGGGCGCUCUUCGCCGCGGGCAUCUUCUGGUUUGGAUGGACGGGGUUCACGGCUGAGGUGCCGUGGAUUGUGUCGACGCUGAGUGGCCUCUUUACGGGGUUUGGGCUGUUGAUUGUGUUUAUUCAGUUGUUUAAUUAUCUGAUUGAUACGUACCUCAUGUUUGCGGCCUCGGCCAUCGCGGCGAAUACGUUCUGUCGGUCUGUGUUGGCAGCUAGCUUCCCGCUGUUUUCGCGGCAGAUGUUCAAUAAUAUGGGGAUCCAGUGGGCUGCGACGCUGCUGGGAUGUGUGGCUACUGCGCUGGUGCCGAUCCCGGUUAUUUUCUAUCUUUAUGGCAAGCGGCUUCGGAUGAAGAGUAGGUUUGCGCCGACGCUGGAGCUGGAUGGGGCGGCGCAUGCGCCCAUGGAGAUGACUGAAAACAAGGGAGGAGAGGACGCUACUGGGCAGACGGAGGAGAGAAGGCAGUCGUGAUCUCCCUUUGGUCAAAAUGUAAAUAUCAUGUUAAGUAUAUAACAUUAUACCC